AUGUCAAGAAACCCAACAACAAUUAUGAUCUUUUUAUUGAUGUCAAUUUUAUUAUUGACCCAAAACAAUAAUCAAGUCUUGGCAGUUUCAGUUGGACAAUGCAUUGCAGCUUGUCGAACCAGUGUUGCUGCCAUGGAAGCCUUUUGUCGUGUCCCAGUCCUUCCUCCUCAAGUCAAAGCACUCUGUUGGGGUGUCACUCACUAUGCUACUCCAGCCGUUGCAACAUGUACCGGAUUUUGUUAUAAUAAUUUAAAAUAA
This is a messenger RNA of Cavenderia fasciculata, 258 nucleotides long. RefSeq lists its product as uncharacterized. NCBI's taxonomy places the organism in Eukaryota, Evosea, Eumycetozoa, Acytosteliales, Cavenderiaceae. The record is from RefSeq and is a predicted model, not a curated record. The transcript has a single exon. Bases 1 to 258 code for a protein of 85 amino acids.